GUCUGAAGAAGCAAGUACGUCAAUUAACAGGUUGUGACCCCACCAACCAAUUCAAAUAUCAAACCAGAACUUUUUUAAAAAAAAUAGAAAUAUUAAAAGCGCAGGCUAUAUGCGACAAACUCUCUUACUAACCAACUCAUCGCACUACUGUAGGUUACUGGCUUAACAUCUGCCUACCUAAAACCACUAUAAAAAGAUUCCUUUUUCACAAGAUUGUUGUCUUAUACUAGGCAGUAACCCACUAGUUAAGGUUAGGUAUCUAGACGCCUUAGUGGGUUUUCCCUUGCGCUUCAUUCAUUGUGCGCAAUCGCCCCUCUCGUUACUUUACAAACUUCGUAUCGACCGACUCGACACCCUUCUUACAAUUUACCCUACCUAGCAGCAUUUUCGCAAUCACCUAGGCCAACGAAUACCCUCGUUAAAAGAAGUCAACAUCAUCGCGAACAUUCAUAUCCUCUUCUUUCACCAUGGCUGAUCUCGCGAGUCGCAUCACCCAACCAGGUGUUCAAGCGAGUGAACCUGUGGCUGUGGAAGCUGAGAAGCCUGCCGAAGAGGCUUCCAAGCUUCUGGAGAACAACUACGAUGUCGAGGUUCAGCUUAGCGAUAUCCAAAACAAUACCGACAACCCACUAGGAUCUGUUCACACGUUCGACGAGCUAGGAUUGCCUGAAAAUGUUCUUAAGGGGCUCCGGGCACUAGGCUUUCAGAAACCGUCCAAGGUCCAAGAAAAGGCUCUACCACUUAUGCUCUCCGACCCUCCGCGCAAUAUGAUUGCCCAGUCACAAUCAGGAACAGGCAAAACAGCCGCUUUCGUUACCACAGUCCUAUCUCGAGUCGAUGCCACCAAGCCAAGUCAACCCCAGGCUCUACUUCUCGCUCCUAGCCGCGAGUUGGCUCGUCAGAUACAGACGGUCAUUGGACAGAUUGGACAAUUUAUACCAGAUCUACCAGUGGUAGCUGCCAUUCCAGGUGCCAUUCCACGUGAUACUGGCCGCGUUGAUAAGAGCAUCGUCGUCGGUACUCCAGGAACUGUUAGCGACCUAAUCAAGAGACGCCAGUUCGAUGUAUCCCAGUUACGAGUUCUCGUUAUCGACGAGGCUGAUAACAUGUUGGACCAGCAAGGCCUAGGCGACCAAUGUACCAGAGUAAAGAAGAUGUUGCCUAAGGAUGUUCAAGUUCUUUUGUUCUCUGCUACGUUCCCUGAAAAGGUCAUGAAAUAUGCAACUCAAUUCGCACCCAACGCAAAUGUCAUCAAACUUAAGACGCAAGAACUCACAGUCAAGGGCAUUUCCCAAAUGUACAUGGAUUGCCCUUCGGAAGCUGACAAGUACGACAUUCUAUGUAAGCUAUACGGACUAAUGAAUGUUGGCUCGUCUAUCAUCUUUGUCAAGACCCGAGAGAGUGCCUCACAAAUUCAGCAGAGAAUGACGAACGAUGGUCACAAGGUUUCCGUCUUGCACGGUGCCUACGAAGGUAGCGAGAGAGAUGCACUGCUGGAAGAAUUUAGAUCUGGUAGAUCCAAGGUCCUUAUUACUACCAAUGUGCUUGCCCGAGGAAUCGACGUAUCAACGGUGUCAAUGGUGAUCAAUUAUGAUAUUCCAAUGAAAGGGGCGGGAGACCGCAUGCAUGACACCGAAACAUAUCUUCACCGUAUUGGACGAACCGGCCGUUUCGGCCGGGUCGGUGUCAGUAUCACCUUCAUCUCCGACAAGAAGAGUUACGAUGCUCUCAACGCUAUUGCCGUAGAUCUCGGAAUUGAUUUGGUGGCACUGGCCCCCGAUGACUGGGAUGAGACGGAGCUGCAGGUCCAAAGAAUUAUCAAGUCGAGUCGAGCCCAAGCUGAGUUCGUUCCGAGUGGCUAAGAGACGAGAUUCUAGCCUGGAACCUACCAGGUAAACACAGAGCACAUUAGGUUUCUCAUAUUGAGCUAUGCGACAUCAGGGCCUACGAAAUUUGUGAGGAUUGAGGCACAGGUUAUAAGAAAAUGUACCGACUGAGCGGAACUAUUGCUUUGUUAGCAUUGCCUGUUUUUCUAAAAAGGCAACCAACGAUUUUCCCUUUUAACAAAAGGAGAUGUUAGUUACUAGGUAGCGAAGGAGACGAGCAAGAUACCAACACGCAAAGUAAAAGAAUCACAAUAUUUUAAACAACAUCAUUUCUGUGGGUUUUCUUCCAUGUUAUCUUCCUAUCCCUUUGACGAGAGUCUAGUCCAGGAUGCAGCCUAAGCCUACAGAGCGAACAUGGAUGCUUCAGAGUGUGCCAAAAAAAAGUAUAGCACACCAUGAUGCUAAGCACAGUUAGAAGGAUAUCGUGAGAGGAUUCCUUUUCCGUCGGGCACGUGCUGGAUUCGUACCAAGACACCCGGGUAUAAUCCAUACUACCUAGUAUUAUUAGGAUUUGGGGGAACCGACUUGCUGGGCCGAUAGAAAGCAGGUAAAUGAACAUAACAUUAUUCUCAAGUGUGAAAUUUAAC
This is a messenger RNA of Hypoxylon fragiforme, 2473 nucleotides long. RefSeq names its product DEAD-domain-containing protein. The record is from RefSeq and is a predicted model, not a curated record. The transcript has 4 exons. Lineage: Eukaryota; Fungi; Ascomycota; Sordariomycetes; Xylariales; Hypoxylaceae. Gene Ontology annotation, cellular component: cytoplasmic stress granule; nucleus. Gene Ontology annotation, molecular function: ATP binding; RNA helicase activity; RNA binding. Bases 468 to 1862 code for a protein of 464 amino acids. Gene Ontology annotation, biological process: poly(A)+ mRNA export from nucleus.